Didymodactylos carnosus is the source of this 475-nucleotide messenger RNA. Lineage: Eukaryota; Metazoa; Rotifera; Eurotatoria; Philodinida; Philodinidae. The record is from the annotation of a GenBank genome assembly.
AUGUCGUUGAUUAACAAAUUAGUACCAGUUAUAGAUGUAUCUAUUGACGAAUUUUUGAAUAUAUUCUAUGAGUUAGAACAAAUUCUAUUAGAUAAUUCCGAUUGUGAUUUAAUUAUUCCAUAUAUUGAUCGACUCUCAACAAAAAUUCAUCCAGCCUAUCAACGUAUUAAAGAUAAACAAUUUUCAAUAUUACUUGAUCUAUUAACUGAUCUACUCAUUAAGGCAACGGAUAUUCUUGAAAUUGUUGAUCGAUCACCCAUUAUUAUUCCUCAUUUAAUUUCAUUUGCACAAUAUUUACCUAAAUUUGUUGAAAAUAUUGAUUUACAUGAAGUUUUUUCAUCAAACUCACUAUUUGCUGAAAAAAUACUCAAUUUUUAUUUAAAACUUCUUAAUUGUACACGAAUAAAAAAUUAUUUAGAAUCUAUUGAACAACGAGAAAUACAUGAUCCAUUAUUAAACACUAUAUUAACAAUAA